Molecule: messenger RNA, 1884 nt
Organism: Oppiella nova
Lineage: Eukaryota; Metazoa; Arthropoda; Arachnida; Sarcoptiformes; Oppiidae
Source: the annotation of a GenBank genome assembly
AUGUUAAUUGUGUCGGCGCUUAUCGGACUCUAUUACUGGUGGACUGGUAGGGGAAAGUCGAGUGCCAAUGAGUUUCUGAUGGCUAACCGAUCGAUGAGUGUCCUCCCGGUGUCCAUGUCAGUGAUGGCUAGUUUUAUAUCAGCGAUCGCACUGAUAGGCAUUCCCGCCGAGGUCUACAUCUAUGGCCUACAGAAUUGGGCUAUGAUUUGUAGCUUUCCGGUGGUCAUGUAUGUGAGCGCCUAUAUGUUUAUGCCUGUGUUCUAUGAAUUACAAAUUACCAGCACUUAUGAGGUAGUCCUCAUGUCGAUUGUAUUGUAUGGGCCAGCAUUAGCCAUAUCGCAAUUGACAGGAAUGGGAUUAUGGUUUUCGGUGAUAACUACAGGAGUCGUCUGUACUUUCUAUACGACUAUCGGUGGUAUGAAAGCCGUCGUCUGGACGGAUGUGUUUCAGACGACUCUUAUGUUUGCAAUGAUGGGUACAGUUGUGGUCAAAGGGGUGUAUGAUUUGGGAGGACUUCACACCCUUUGGGAUAUUAAUAACCACUUCGAUAGGAUUGAGCUCUUCAACUUGAACCCUAACCCAUUCAUCAGGCACACAUUUUGGACAGUGUUCUUUGGUUCAGUAGUCCACUGGACUAACAUUUAUGCCACUAAUCAGGCUAUGGUUCAGAGAUACCUAACCAUACCUACUCUAAAACGCGCACAAAUGACUUUAUUAAUUGUGUGGCCGCUGAAGACCACAAUCAUAUGCCUAUCUUGUUUGGCAGGACUGGUAGUGUUUGCCAAAUAUAGUACAUGUGAUCCGAUGUCAACCAAACGUAUCGAGCGUUUCGAUCAGUUGUUCCCCUUAUAUGUGAUCCAAUCGUUCAGUUUUAUACCGGGAUUUGUGGGCCUUUUCAUCGCCGGUGUAUUCAGUGGUUCCCUCAGUACAAUCUCUUCGGGCGUCAACUCUCUGUCUGCGGUCACUCUCCAGGACUUUAUUCGUCCGUUUCUGUCGUAUAAGAUGUCCGACUCUGCGGCCACUCUUACUGUCAAAGUUGUGGCCGUUUUCUAUGGCUUACUGUCCAUUGCUUUGGUAUUAUUGGCUCAACAGAUGGGAAAUAUACUCCAGGCGGCAAUAGCCCUGUUUGGACUGCUGGGGUCACCAGUUUUUGGUUUAUUUAUUUUAGGGAUGUUUGUGCCCACUGCCAACUCCAAAGGGGCCUUUUGGGGCACUCUGUUGGGAAUUAGUUGUUCAUUAUGGGUGGGUGUGGGGGCUAUGAUGUACAAGCCAUACCUACCAAAAAAGCCUAUUUCAGUGGAAAGCCGGACGUCGAUCGCAGAGAUGGACUCAACACUAUUCACACCAUUAGUUCGUAAACAUGUGGAGAGAUUACAGAGACUUCGUAUCGAAGAUUAUAUUCAAAAGGAGGGACCGGAAAAAGCCCAACAAGUGAUCGCAUCGGCACUGAUAGGCAGUGCCGGACAACUGCCACACAAAUCACACACGGAUUUAGUGCUCAAUAACUUUACCCAUAAUUAUGUCAAUAAUAAUAACACAAAUAAUUCAAUCAAUUCCUAUAAUAAUGACAACUAUUAUCUGAAUGAAGCGUUUAUUUCGGCGCUUAUUGGUCUGUAUUACUGGUGGACGGGUAGGGGAAAGUCGAGUGCCAAUGAAUUUCUGAUGGCUAACCGGUCGAUGAGUGUCCUUCCGGUGUCCAUGUCAGUGAUGGCCACAUUUAUAUCGGCCAUAGCUUUAUUAGGCUUUCCCGCCGAGGUGUACAUCUAUGGCUUACAAAACUGGGCUGUUAUGUGCAGUUUCCCAAUAGUCAUGUAUGUGAGCGCCUAUAUGUUUAUGCCUGUGUUCUAUGAACUUCAAAUUACCAGCACAUUUGAGGUGUGUUAA